UUUCAGAGCCUUGUGAAGAUGCAGGCUGUGUCUGUUGGACUGCUCCUCUUCAGUAUGACCUGGGCGGCACCAAUGCUGAAUGCAGGCGGCGGCAGCUACCAAGGCAACCCCCACGGGGACUUAGCAGCAUCGGUGCAUCCUGAGCGCGUGGUGGGUGAAGGAGCAAUGGACAGACAAGGUGUUCCCCUUCACCUGCCUGACCAGGCCAGGCAUGGUGCUGCCCUCCUCAGAAACAUCAUGCUGCCUGCGAAGGGUCUGGUGACUGGGGCCGAACUACGACGGGCAGGAAACCAAGAGAAGAAACCUCAGAGUGUUCUAAGCGUAGUUCCAGCAGAUGUCAAGGACGCUAAAGACUCCUUAAAAGAUAUAAAGAAUCAGCAGAGGUAUCUGCUAUCCCAAACCAGCCCGGUAAAAAGCAAACACACCCGUCAGACCCGACGGAGCACUCACUACCUAACGUACUUCCCCCAAACCAGAAAGAUUCCCAGUGACUUUGAAGGCAGUGGUUCCCCAGAUCUUCUAGUGAGGGGAGAUAAUGAUGCCCCUCCUUUCAGUGGAGAUGGGCAACAUUUUGUGCACGUUCCUGGCAAAGGAGGUGCUGUCUCGGGCUCCAGCAGAGCUGAGGUUGCUGACCCACACGGGAGUGGACUGGGCUCUAAUGAGAUCCCGGGGAGAGAAGGACAGGGCGGCAGUGCCUAUGCAACCAGAGACAAAACUGCACAGGGGGCAGGCUCUGCGGGCGUGAGCCUUCUGGAGGGCGGCAAUGAAAUCACAGGCAGUACCAGUUUCAGGGAACUCCCCGGGGAAGAGGGAAACAGAGUUGAUGCCAGCAGCCAGAACGCUCAUCAAGGGAAAGUAGAAUUUCACUAUCCACGGGUGCCCUCGAAAGACAAGGGAAACGUGGGCGGCAGGGAGCACACAGGGGGAGCCCGUUACAACGAAAUCCCCGAGAGCAGCAAAGGUAGCUCUAGCAAAGAUGCAGACGAAUCCAAAGGGAACCAAGUAACCUUGAUUGAAAGCCAAAGAUUUCCAGGUAAAGGCAGAAGCCAGGGCCCGGCUCCUCCUUCUCCUUCUCACAGUCUCGGAAAUGAGGUUAAAAGUGAGGAAGAUUCCUCUGAUGUUCUCAGUAGAGAGGGAAUUGCAACAGCACACAGCAGAACAAACCACUAUGUGCACCACGGACGAAAUAAUCGUACACGGAAUAAAGGGGUGUCACAGCGGAGAGGCUUCUGGCCUCCGAGAAGACCCCAUUCCCACAGGCGCGUUAGCACCCGCCGAAGAGACAGCACAGAGUCAUCAUCCAGUGGAAGUUCUAGUGAGAGUUGUGGCGACUAG
Messenger RNA from Apodemus sylvaticus (European woodmouse), 1335 nucleotides. It is a transcript of the gene Mepe, whose product is annotated as matrix extracellular phosphoglycoprotein. Gene Ontology annotation, cellular component: extracellular matrix. Bases 19 to 1335 code for a protein of 438 amino acids. Gene Ontology annotation, molecular function: extracellular matrix protein binding. The transcript is spliced from 2 exons. Lineage: Eukaryota; Metazoa; Chordata; Mammalia; Rodentia; Muridae. The record is from RefSeq and is a predicted model, not a curated record. Gene Ontology annotation, biological process: biomineral tissue development.